Messenger RNA from Bubalus bubalis (water buffalo), 2647 nucleotides. RefSeq names its product glucosamine-6-phosphate deaminase 2 (gene GNPDA2). The transcript is spliced from 7 exons. Gene Ontology annotation, biological process: D-glucosamine catabolic process; carbohydrate metabolic process; N-acetylglucosamine catabolic process. The record is from RefSeq and is a predicted model, not a curated record. Gene Ontology annotation, molecular function: glucosamine-6-phosphate deaminase activity; identical protein binding. Lineage: Eukaryota; Metazoa; Chordata; Mammalia; Artiodactyla; Bovidae. Gene Ontology annotation, cellular component: cytoplasm. Bases 172 to 1002 code for a protein of 276 amino acids.
GUGCUGUAGAGUCAAGAUGCUAGAGAAUGGUCGAGAACCGCAUCCGUUUGGAUCUCUGAGGAUUGGGGAAAACUGGAAAAAGACACAUUUAAAAAUCUGAACACAUGUGGCAAAAACAUUCAACUUUUCUCAGGUUUGAACUUAUUGUCCUGGAAGCUGUGCGUCACCAUAAUGAGGCUUGUAAUUCUUGAUAACUAUGACUUGGCUAGUGAAUGGGCAGCCAAAUACAUCUGUAAUCGCAUCAUUCAGUUCAGACCUGGACAAGACAGAUAUUUUACACUGGGUUUGCCAACAGGAAGUACACCUUUAGGAUGUUAUAAAAAACUUAUAGAAUAUCACAAGAAUGGAGACCUUUCUUUUAAAUAUGUGAAGACCUUUAACAUGGAUGAAUAUGUAGGACUUCCCAGAAAUCAUCCUGAAAGCUACCAUUCUUAUAUGUGGAAUAACUUUUUUAAGCAUAUUGAUAUAGAUCCUAAUAAUGCUCAUAUCCUUGAUGGGAAUGCUACAGAUUUGCAAGCAGAAUGUGAUGCAUUUGAAAAGAAAAUAAAAGAAGCUGGAGGAAUUGAUCUUUUUGUUGGAGGAAUUGGUCCAGAUGGUCAUAUUGCUUUCAAUGAGCCAGGAUCCAGUUUAGUAUCAAGAACAAGAUUAAAGACUCUAGCAAUGGACACCAUUUUGGCAAAUGCUAAAUAUUUUGACGGAGAUUUAUCAAAAGUGCCAACUAUGGCUCUAACAGUUGGUGUGGGGACAGUGAUGGAUGCUAGAGAAGUAAUGAUCCUCAUUACAGGCGCACACAAGGCAUUUGCUCUCUACAAAGCAAUAGAAGAAGGAGUCAAUCACAUGUGGACUGUUUCAGCUUUCCAGCAGCAUCCCCGAACUAUUUUUGUAUGUGAUGAAGAUGCUACUUUAGAAUUAAGAGUUAAAACUGUGAAAUACUUUAAAGGUUUAAUGCAUGUGCACAAUAAACUUGUGGAUCCACUGUACAGUAUGAAAGAAGGAAAUUGAAGGAGAUUGGAUCAAAAUUCUGCUUGAAUGAACAGAACACUUUUAUACAUAUAUGAAUUUUCAGCUAUGCAAUAUGAUUAAAACUUGGGGGAUUUUUGAAUAUUGUCAUUUUUGAAGUCUAAUAUCUAUGUUAAACAUUCCAUAUUUAAAAUGUGUCCAUUUUAUACUAGGGUUUAGGAGAAAUAAUUGGCUCUCAUGGUUGAUCAGCUACUUGUUACAGAAGCCACAUUGUCAAUGUAACACCACAGAAAUGUCUGCCUAUUUACAAAUUGUAAAUCAUUUUAAAGGUGACUUCUGUACAUCAAGUAUCAUUCAUAUGACUCCAGUGGCAUUAUUAGACUGUAACUUUUUAAUAACAGGACACUCCAAGCCUUUCAGGUAUCAUGCAACUAUCAUUGCAAGCCUUUACUUCCGAAUGCUGUCUUUAUUUUCUCUGCAUUACACACAAGCUUUCUGCACGUGGUUGCCUUGGUCAUCUUUCUACAGUAGCAUCUGGACAUCAAAAGUCCUAUUAGAUAUUGUUGGUACAGAAAAUUUGAAGAGAUGGCAGUGCCUAAAACUACAUUUUAUGUCCUUUUGGAACGUAUGUAUUAAGUGCAUGUUUUUUGUGCACCAUCGUCUUUAGCACUUUUUUUUCUCUUUUUACAAAUGUGACCUUAGUUUUAUUUAAUGACUUGGGUUCAUGCACUUAAUAUAUGUAUUUUGGCAAUUAUGAGCUUUAUACCUAGAAACACACUGAAGGAAAUUUUUUUUAAGAAAAAUUAUUAAACCUAUUAAACGAUUAGCUUUAUUCCUUACAUAUAUAUACUGUAUAAAAGGAUAUGAUGAAAUAUAAAAGGAAUUACUGUAAACUAUUUUAGAUUGCGUAACAAUUUGCAUCAUUAAAUUACAAAUAAAAGUAUAUUGUUUUCUAUAACUCAAAUAAAGCUUGUAAUAAACAAAUAUUAAGUUAUCUAAAUUUUAUUUCCAGAAGUAAAAUUGAACACAUGCAUCUGAAAUAUUCUAACAAUUAAUAGUAGCUAUGAGAUUGCAUUUAUUAAUACUUUUUAUUUGUUGUCAUCAUGCAAUUAGAUUUAAGAGACAAUGCCUCUGCCUAUACAGCUUCUUAAUUCUGCUUCUUAGGGAGUAAAAAAUACUUCCUUUUCACUCUUCAUAUUUUGCUUUUUAUAAGUCUACCUAGUAGAAGCAUCACUUAUAUACCUGCUUAAUCGCCUAUGUGAUUGAAAUAUAGUCUUAAAAAUAUUUAAAUAGAAAAUUAAAAAAUAAAAAUAAAUAGGACUGUUAGGAUAAAAUAUGCUGCUUUAAUUCUAGAUAAUGAAAUUUUAAUAGACUUGAGUAUUGUAAAUCGUUUUGAAUAAUUGGUGAAAUCAGUAGUAUCUCCCAGUCCCAUACCUGGUAAUUAAGUCUACUGAAGAUAUUUCCACAAGAGGCAAUAAAGCACGGUAGCUAAGCAUUGUGGUCUGAAGAAAGAAACCACUGUUUUGAUGUUGCUGGGGAAUACAUAAGUCUGAGCUUCUUCCCCUAUGAAAUAGGGUAAUAUUGCCUGUACCUCCAUUGUUGUGUAGAUUGAAUUAGGGAAUGUCUAUAGAGCUCAGCACAGUGGCUGUCAACAUGCUAAACUCAAUAAAUGGUGUCUAUUAUAAUA